UUUAUGCUUGAAGUUUUCAUUAGUUAACAAAAACUAUUAGCUAACUUUUAAUGUCAAAUGUGGAGUAUACAAAUAAUAUACUCCAUCAAACUUUCCAGGAAAAUCUGCAGACACCUCUAUAAAUUACAUAUAUUCUCAGAGGAAACUUGAGAAUUAAACUAUCAGCAUCCCAUCUGUUUGUAAAGACCCGGACAUGAUGUUUGUUGGAGUACCAAGACCUAUUUUUCUAUUGCUGUUCUUAGCUUCUGCUCUUGUUCUGAGCUAUUUUCUACAAUCAAUCUCACGACGCGAUCUUCAAUUCUCGUCCAAUCCUCUGUUUGUGUUUUCGUUGUUUAACAUCAUUAUCGGUGCCAUCAUUGUUGGAAAUUACAGGCCAUCUUCCGGGGAAGCUGACGAUGCCAUAUCUUUUGUAUAUCAUUCGUAUGAACUAGAAGAAGAUGGAGCUGAUGACUCUGCGGAUGCAAAGAGUGAUAAAUACUCGAGUUUGGAGGGUUGUGACCACUGUAGGGACCAUGUUGAUGACAACGAUGAUGGUGAAAGUGAAGAUGAUGAUUUUGAUUUUGAAGGCUACGAAGAAGAUGACGACGACAGUGGCAGCGAUGACGAGAUUGAUUGGGGAGACAUGGAUGAAUAUGACUGUAAUUUGGAGAAACGAAUCGAAGACUUCAUUGAUAAGGUUAACAAGGGAUGGAGGGAAGAGAGGUUAAGGGAUGGUCACUCCUAUCCUUUACAGCUAACCUACCUGUGAAGUAUUUACAAAGCUCAAGAAAAUAAUAAUUUAUUUUUACUAUAA
This is a messenger RNA of Pyrus x bretschneideri (Chinese white pear), 793 nucleotides long. Its product is annotated as secreted acidic protein 1A. NCBI's taxonomy places the organism in Eukaryota, Viridiplantae, Streptophyta, Magnoliopsida, Rosales, Rosaceae. The coding region runs from base 194 to 748 and encodes 184 amino acids. The transcript has a single exon. The record is from RefSeq and is a predicted model, not a curated record.